This is a messenger RNA of Triticum urartu, 1833 nucleotides long. The record is from RefSeq and is a predicted model, not a curated record. NCBI's taxonomy places the organism in Eukaryota, Viridiplantae, Streptophyta, Magnoliopsida, Poales, Poaceae.
CUAUCCCCUCCUCCCCGGUUUCAAUCCUGUCUCUGAAGACUCCUCCCAAAUUCUCAACUGCUGCCGCUGCCGCCGCUGCUUCUUCCUCCUACUCUCGGCGACUCGUCUCCACAAUUCAUCCCCCCUCUUCGUCGUCGGCGGCGGCGGGGACGACGGGGCACAGCCGAGAACCCAGGUUGCCAGGACCAGCGGCAACUCCAAGCUUGCUUCUUGGUGCUUCUUCUUCUUCUUCUGCUUCAGCGCAGCGCGAGAUCCGUCGGAGCCGAGCCGAGCUGAGCUGACCCCAUUGGACUGAACUUUAGGGGGCGUAAUGGACAACACCCAAUUCGCCAUGAUUGAGGAGCUGGCCUCGCUCAUCAAGGACAACCUCUACAGCAAGCACCUCGUCCUCUCCACCGAGGAGAUCCUCGUCACCCUCCUACAGCACAGCUACCUCGAUGACGACGAUGAACACGACCGCGCCACAACUGAAGCAAGUCGCGGGGCAGCUGGGAAUACCAUAGAGCUCCAGCCCACCAGCUCCUACAAUCGCCUCCUUUUGCAUCGUCUCGCCGACAUAUAUGGGUUUGCUCACGAAUCUGUUGGCGAGGGUGAGGAUCGGCAUUUGGUUCUCCAGCGCUGCCCUGAGACAGCCAUCCCUCCCGUCCUUGUCAGCGAUGUGUUGUGGAAUUAUGACGACGGUGAUGGUCCUUCAGCCUCUCUCAUGCUAGCGAGAAAUGAGACAGAUCUUCAGAAAAUUUAUGAGCCAGAAAAUGUCCAAGACGCUAUUUCUCUUGAAAGCUUGCAUCUGAAAACUGAUACACCAGUUUCGAAGCCAUUGCCGCAGUUGGUGCCACCUUCAGCAGCAUCGCUUAAGGAGAGGGAAGCUGCUUAUCGGGCUGCUCGUGAGCGAAUCUUCUCUUCACAUGAAGCCAAGGGAAACGACACAUCAGCAGCAAAAUCUAGGCAUGUUCCUGCUGUUGCUCAACGGAUGAUCGCACACGCACUUGGUAAGAGAGUUGAAGAUCCAACAGAGAGAGCUGCCUUGGAGAAAAUCAAAGGGAAGGAACUGGUAAAUGGAAGAACUAGUCCCACGAGUAAAGAAGCAGGGAAACACAACUCAAGCUCACCUGGUGGUGGUCCGUGUCGGAACCCAUCUGCUCGAAGCCGUCCUACACCUACUGUUAGCGCCGAGACGCUCAAGAAAGAACAGACUGGAGCGGCUAAAAGGAUGUUUGCACAUGCGUUGCGGCUCCCUGGUGUUGAGAUGCCCAAUGGCGAGGCCCGAAAACCCAAGUAAGAAGAGCUGGAGAUGAAUGAAAUUCCGAGAAUGCAUGGGCUGGGGCUGCCUUGACUGCCGUGCCCCGUGUGAUGGAGCUGGAAGCCCUUGCUGUGCCAGCCUGCUCUUAUCUUAUGGAGUGGCACUUGUGAUGGAUGUUAGAAGCAGAUGAAAGGAUUGGCUGUUCAAAUCAGCCGGUGUGAGACAAUGCGCCGUAACCUUUAUUUUGCCUCCCUUGACUCGAGUUGAGUCGAAGAAAAACCUGAGGGCACGCGGUGAGAAGGCUGAAUCCAAAGUGGCCGUUCCCUGUUAGAAUUAGAAUUGUGCUAGCAAGUAGUGGUGUUGGAUGUUUGCCAACAGAAAGAAAUGUUCUUGUUAGCGCCUACCCCAGUCCAGUGAGUGUUUUUGGCUCUCCAACCUGCUGUAUCGUUCUUAGCUUAUAUACUAACCUCUCUUUGCAGAGGGAGUACCACUUUGGUGUAUCUUACUAUCUUAGUUUGGUUUUGAAGGGCUUAGUUCCCAAACAAUGUUUUAUAGUUGAUGCAUGAAAUUCGUUCUUUUUUCGAGAAAAAGCA